Molecule: messenger RNA, 3302 nt
Organism: Caenorhabditis sp. 36 PRJEB53466
Lineage: Eukaryota; Metazoa; Nematoda; Chromadorea; Rhabditida; Rhabditidae
Source: the annotation of a GenBank genome assembly
AUGCCGAAAUGCAUUCACAAGCACUUUGGACGAGGAGCACGCCUCAUUCUGACAAGUUAGUGUUAUAAUUCUUGAAAAUGUUCAAUUUUUUUUUAACUUUCAGAAACGCGCAAUGAGAGCACCAUCGGCAACUACGCCAACUGCAGUAACCGGAGUGACGGCUCUUCAGCCGUCUUACAAGAAUCGGCGAUUGCACAUGAACAAUACGAAUCAGAAGAUGGACUGGACAAUAUGAAUGGGCGACAGGACGAAAUGGGCCUUCGCGGACAAUACGAAGCAGAGGAGCUACACAGACACGAGGAACAGUACGAAGUGACCGACACAUAUGAAGGUAAAAUAUUGCAAACGCUCGGGUAGAGCUAUUCUAUGAUUGUAUGCUGCAGAUUUGCGAGAAGCCGUUCGAAGAGCACCCGACAACGUUAUUCAAUUUCUGCUAUCGGCGUGUAUGUCUAGGUUAUCACAGAGAGGUGCACUAGAGUUUUAAACAAAUAUCUACGGUCAUUUCUUUCAGAAUUUGAGAGAUUCUUGACCGUGCACAGCGACAAGUUUGUUUCGGAUGUAAACCAAAUUUGGAAUCAUUCAAGAACUGUUCAUUCCACGCAUUACUUUUGCAACCGGUGUGGAAAAUCGUGUGAGCGGCAAGAAAAUUGGUUUGUUUCCGUUUCGUUACAUGUUAUUGGCAAGCUGAUUUCACAUAAUUUCCAGUUGCGGUCCUCUAGUCAAAUUCGUUCGCGUCGGCGUCUGUUCCCAACUGUCAGAAGUUCUUCAUCACAAUUUCGCAUCAAUAACAGCUCUCCGGGAGCAAUUGAGAACUGGAGUAGAGUGUGACCACAUUCUCCGAAGUCCGUUUUUCAAGCACAUGCGCCGACUUGAAAGGAAGAGCAACGACCUCCGUCUCUCCGGAGUACUUUCCGUUGACGGAGUGGCCGUCCCUGGAACUUGCCGGUUAGUUUGCGAACCCACUACAAGUAUGUAAAACGUUGUUUUCACAGAAAAAUUUGGCCAGUUUCCACUAUGAUAGCUGAUCUGACGAUGGCUGAGAUGCAACAGUGCUCCAACGUUUUGCUUAUCGGAAUCGCCGAGUGCAUAGAAAACCCGUUCACGACAUUCUGGAACUGCAUUCUUCCGAUGAUUAUGUCGGAUUGUGAGCACGAAAAUGUGAUUGUGAACGGAUACAACUGCUUUUUCCGUUGUGUUACGGUAUCCGCCGAUCAACCGGUGAGCUUUUCAUGAUUUUAACCCUGGCACAACUACGGUUUUAGGCGAAAAGAAGUUUAUUCGGAAUCCGUGCUCAUCAAUCCUCCCUAUCCUGUUUCUAUUGCUUGUCACCUGGUACGACAUUCAAGCUACGUGGAGCAGGUACAUUUGGUUUCCAAACACAUUCUGAAUUCUAUUUUCCAGACAGACGUCGAAUCCGGCCCGGAGACUUUACAGUUGAAGACUCCAGAAGGGGGACGAACGGUUUUGUGGACGUUCCCUCGGCAUUGGUACCGCUUAUUCUUCCCUUCGAAACCCCUAUUGAUAUUUUACACGGGUUGGGUGAAGGGAUCUUUGAAAUGAUUCAAAAAGGUUGCGUUACAUUUCCAGAACAACUUGCUCAUAGACCAGUUUCAGAACUGUUUCCCAAAGGUUCCAAUUUCGAACGGAAGUCCGAUAUUUUCAUUGUGAACCAACUUAUUCUGACGGAAGAACUUCGCAGGGUUGUGUUGCAUUCAAACUAUUAGCAAGUUGGAGAUGGAAGAAAUAGAACCGACAAAAUUAACGUUGGUUUCAACUGUUAGUUUCGCAGGAAGCCACAAGUCAAAUGAAUUUCAGUACUUUCGGCUUCCUCUUUGCUUGGUAGCUGUUAUCUCCAAAACAAUUCCCUUGCGCGGUCGCCUCGUAAUAACCAGUCUUUCUUUAUUAGCCAGUAGGUUGUAUACCGGAGCAUCUGCGGCUCCCGAUUUCGAUGAACAACUGACCUCCUGCGCACGGUGGUUCCUUUCCGAAGGAAGCGAACGAUAUCUGUCGUGUAAAGCACAUGUGAGCUGGAUUUUUAGCGAAACAUUGAUUUUCAUAUUUCCAGGAGUUUCUUUUCCACUUUUCCCAACGUCUCCAAAGCUCGCGAGAAGGCAAUUGUUCAGGGCAUCUUCAGCAAUGUUUCACGAGGUCGACAGUUUGCUGAACACACGGGGAACGAUCCAUCGAAUUAUGAAUCGGAAUCGACAAGCUCAAAGGUUUCCAGGAGCUCCCACUAUUCAAUCAAGCCUUUUUCAUUACAGAUCUUCUCGGACCGAAUCGGAAACUACUUGCAACCCACUCCUCAGUUUUCACACUCUGCAUUCGAAGCACGUGCUGAACUGCAUGAAGCGAACGCGGAAAACUACGGCCACGCGAACAAUGACAGUCCCGAGGAUUGCGAGGAACUCACACCGCUCAGUAAUGUACAUUUCGAUUAUCCGCAUUCCCACCCAGCGUCGUCGUCGAUGUAUCAAAAUGACGGUAACUACGAUUCGCAGUGGGGAAUGCUAUCAACUCCGCGAUACAUGAAAAACCGCCUGUCUUCCUCUUCGCCGUCAAAACCGAAUGGACCGCCGGAGAGCAGUUCAAAUGGGCGAUGGCAUCCCAUUGGAUUUGGGAUGGCUAAUUUGUACAACAAAGAGACAGCAACUCCGUAUUCUCGCGAAAUCUGCGAUGUAUGUUCUUCUCCCCACCAUUUCUAAACGAAAUCGUAUUUUUCAGGAAAACUUCAGAAAACUGACAAGAACGGAUAAAGAAACAGAUUAUUAUCCCUUUCUCAACCUUGCGUCCAAGUUCCAUGGAAGAGACGAAUACCUCGAACAAAUGGCGGUCGGAAUGGCUUACCAUACAGAGCACGUAUGUUUUUCGCCAUCUUUCGUCUAACGAACGUCCACAUUUCAGAACAAUAAGUGUUUGCGAAGAAUAAAGGGAAAGGAAAAAGCGACCACGUCUUCGGAGAAUUUAUUUCAUGAUUUCACUUCAUCACAGCAGCAAACUGUUUCAGAAUCUCAUCAUUCCUGAGCACGGAUUCUGUUUGGGAGCUGCAAAAAUUGAAGAACAAACUAUUAUCUUGCCCAGUGGAGCUGCAUUCAAGCUCAGUGAGUUUUUGGCGCCGUACGACACCAACCGGUGGUCUUCGUCAUCAUUCGAUACGGAUGCGAAGUCGUUGCUCAGAAAAGUGUUUACAAAAGUGAGACGAAGGAGGCUUUCGUAGAUAUUUGUGGUUGUCACAGGUCGCAGAUAUGGAUCGCUACUUCCCUGCCUACACUUCAUCCGAUUCGUCGACUGGCCUCUAUGUUUAA